AGGCAACAGUUGUCGUAGUCGCACUCCGUGUGCCCAUACCUACCCGUAGCGUGUCGAGGCGCCGUAUUGAAUAGUGUCGAUGUAGCGGCCCCGCGACAACUUCUCGACUAUCUGUUUCGUUUCCCGGCUCCGAGACAAUUUAACUUGACAACGUGGACUCCGCAACAAAAGCCGCCUCGCCCCAUUUACCGCUGAGCUCCACUCUCUACGAGAACUCCAGAUAUUAAACGCUCUCCUAACGAUAUUAACGUUACAUAAUUUUCAUUCCACCACAAAGCCACCUUAAUGCUUUAUAUUACACCUUUUUCAUUCAAGCAUCAGCACUAUAGAGCACGGAAAAGUGGGUCACGAAGUCGCAUGCCUGUUUACUUGAUGCCGUACAGUAAUAAAAUGUCUCGCUAAAGGGUGAAAUGAUUACAUUCCUUUUCGGAGUUUGGAUUGGUAAAUCACGUGAUUGCAUAAACAUUUGCUCAGAGUUAGGCGCUGAAUGAGUCCGAACUCGAGCGACGGCGAGCAAACAUUUCGGAAUCGGCCACUUCCAUUUCGAGACAUCACUUUUCACGUUACCGUAGUGAUGUAUGGGAAUAUUUGCAAGCGUUCUUUGUGCGAUCGAGAACGAGUGUAAACACGAGUGCGCGGCUCAGCGGCGGCGGCGGCGUCGAGAUCAGGCGGGGAGGGUCGCGUCACUCGCGCGGCCGCCGCCGCGCGCUCCGCCCGCACGAUGUCGGUGCGCGUAGACCAUCGUGACCGAGACAGAUUCUCGAGGCAUUCUUCGCGCGCUUCCGUAGAUUUAGCCUUUCCGAGUAGCUCAGCACGCGAUCACUCAUUUCGGUCAGUGCAUUCAGCCCGGGUACCGCGGGCCGCUAGCGAUGAUUUAAUGGUGCCCGUGCGCACGCUGCGCUCAGCAUCAUGCCGCGUGGCUCCAGGAGCGCCCCACCGGCUGCGCCGGCACCACUCUUCGGCUGCCGAAUGCGAUCGGGCACGCCGCUCGCGCCGGCACACGCUGGAGUUGCCGCACAGCCGCGGGCCGUCGGUCCGCAGCCGGUCGCCGGAGCCGCAGCCGCCGCCGCCCGAGCCGGAGGUGCCGCCCGAGGAUGCCGGCAAGGAGGCGCGCCGGCGGCGCGUAGUGGCCGCCGUCGCCGCGUCCUUCUUCGCGCUGGCAGUGGCGUCGGUCCUCGUGGUGGUGGUCACGCUGACCCACAGCUCUGUACUCCGCGCUCACAACCAAACGGCCAAUACGCCAGGAGAACGAGCGUAUGAUGCACGACGUCCUCCUGCUCCCGCCUGGAAAUCGCACCCAGUUGUCGGGGGCAUUGCGCUGACGCCGCGCUACUCGCCGAAGCCGCGGCUGGACAAUGUGCGGCCCGCCGCCGCCCCUCCAGAGGAAUCCGAACCUGAUCAGGCCGACGCUGACACUGACGCUCCCGAGGCCCACGCCGAGGCCCUCGUCGGCUCCCUUAGCCCGCCAACCCUUAGAGAAAAUAGCAGCGCUUCGGUGAGCCAAGGCCUAGCGGGCCUCUCGUGAGUCCCGACCCCGGUCUCCGGUCUCCGCUUCGGCCUGCUCCAGACCCGUGUCUGUUCUAGUGUUGAAACGAAUUGUGAACGCACAAAACUGCCAGUGGCAACCAAAUGCGCCGAGCUGUGACACGAAUGUGAACAGAGAGAAUUAUAUGUUAUUCGACUUAAGCAUACACGUUAGUUACUUGUUCGUGAAUUGAAAGUGAUGGAAGAUGUAGGUAGAUAAUGUGAAAUUGUGAAUAAAUUAGUAAAGAAUGCAAUGUUGUUUGUUGAAUUGUAUCAGGAUAGGAUUUAAAAGACAAUGUCAAUAAUCUACGAUAAAAUAAAUCGCAGAUUGUCUAAAAUAUUGGAUGUUAGUAUAUUUUGUGCCAGAGGGAGAAAUUUAAUUUGAAGAGAAACUGCUUUAUUAGUAAAAGAAGGAAAGGUGUGAUGCGAAUAAUUAAAUAAAAAAAUAAUUAUACGUUAUUCUAUUUUGGGAAUGUGACGAUGAGUUAAGUGAACAAUUUCACCCUCGUCAAAUGUUCCUGCCACUUCCACAGUGUUUUUGAAACAACGCCAGUUUUGUUAGAUACACGUAAUUAUUGAAUGUUAAAGGCCUGCGUAACCUGCUGACGAGGACUGUCUCGAGAAACGACCAUUACUCAAAGGUAAGCGGAUCAAUGGGAUCAAUUACUGUAAUUAUUAAACUUUUCAACAGAUUAAAUUUCUUUCUUAGGCAGUACUUAUUUUAAGGAUACUGAACAUUGAACGAUCCCUAUUUACGACAAAAUGUUACAAAUAAAAAAAGAGUCGUAAUGCCCUGUAUGUAUAGCGAUAAAUAUUUUAAUAUUAUUACUAUAUAACUAUACCUAUACAAGAUAGUUGUUACCCUGUCGUUAAUAGGGA
This is a messenger RNA of Cydia amplana, 2403 nucleotides long. RefSeq lists its product as uncharacterized. The record is from RefSeq and is a predicted model, not a curated record. The transcript has 2 exons. The coding region runs from base 722 to 1525 and encodes 267 amino acids. NCBI's taxonomy places the organism in Eukaryota, Metazoa, Arthropoda, Insecta, Lepidoptera, Tortricidae.